AUGAGCGAGGAUCUACAGGAUUUAGAAACACAACCUCUACUGCAACCACUACCAGUACCUGAAGAGGCACCAGCGGAGGCCACUCCAACUGAAACCCAUCGAAGGACGAGGACUAUUGUAAAAACAAUAUGUUCCCUUGCUGUUUUGGCAGUUAUACUACUGGUUUAUUCGAUCUCUACGAUGCUGCCCUCUAAGGAUGAAAUUCAGAAUUCGAUCAUUAAAAUGUCGCAAGUCGAGGUUCUUGAUGUACAACUAGAUGGUUGGACUGAUAAUGGAGGAGAAACACUAGAUAAUGAAUUCGGCAGAGAGUUACAAAUGUCGAGUAAUGUGUCCUUUAAAUUAGAUUAUGAUAAGAUGACCAUGGAAAGGAGAGAAUGGUUUGAAUGGUUAAGCCAGAAAGUGAUUAAAACCGUAUGCGUCGAUUUAAAUGAUAUGGAAAUUUUAGAUAGCGAUGCUGUGUUAGGCUCAGUUACUUUGAAGAGAAACCAACCUAUUUGUGUUGAUUUACGAAAUGAGGUGCUCACUGAUCUACAUUUGACAAUAUUAAUUGAACCCGAUAUGGAUAAUGUACUAAAAGUUAUUAAAAAGAUUUGGAAUCAUGAUUAUGAUGAACUGAAAUUGUGGUCUCGGUUAGAUGCAACAUUUUUUAAGUCCGGACAAUUCGGUACUCCAAAGAUCUCCAUGACAGAUUUGAGAAUUGAUUUAAAUAGUGUACUAGAUUGGGAAAGGGAGUUACAACCAUUUAUAGAAUAUUUUCGUGACAUCACCAAAAAUGUAGAAAUUGAAACCUUUUCCAUGACAGAUUUAUCUGAUGGAUUCUUCAUUCGUUCAACAUCUCAAAAAUUCCAACUUCCUAAAAACAUAAGUUGGCUUUCACUGCCAGAAGACGCCUCAGUGCCAAAACUCAGCUGGGACGUAAGACUUCCUGACUGUUCAGGUGAUUACACUAUUGAAUUAGAAGAAUUAGAAUGUCUCACAGAUCCACUAUUGAUUAGUGGUGAUUCAUUUACUGCUGAAAUUGAAGGCUCACUAAAUGGACCAUUACCAGAUUCUUUAUUGACUCAGGUGUGUGACGCAGAUGAACAAGACACAGUAACCCCACUAACGCUUCUACUAAAUAAAUUAUUAAAUGAAACGGAACAGCUAACAAUCGAGGUGAAGGGAUCCAUCAUCGAGAACGAUGGUAAGCAUCAAAAUAGUGAUUCAAUAAUACCAUCACAUAUACUAGACAAAGCACUAGAUUAUAUGUCAUACUUCCCUUUGAGUUCGAACACAACAUUUAAUACAAGUUCUUUAAUAAAGGAAUUUGAUAUUGAUGACUUGAAAUUAAAAUGGGUUCCGGGUCUCAACGGCGACAAGAGACUAAGUGUUGUGGGGACCAUAACAGGCUAUUUAGAUCUUUCCUUUUAUGAAACAGUAAAUGAACGAUUAUCAGUGAAUAAAAUUAAAGGUAAAUUAGACUUGUUCCAUAAUGAUAACCAUUUCUUGAUUAUCCCAAUGCCUGUUUGGAUUAAUUCCACAUCAACCAUCUUCCAUGAUGAAGGUGAUGGUAAAACUGUUAUGGAACUAACUUUUGAUAUUCAAAACAAUGAAAUAGAGGUUACUGACCGUUUUGAAUUGGGUAAAUGUUUUAAUGAAAUACUGUUUAAAGGAGAGACCAAAGUGCAUUUCGAAAAUGUAUUAGACAUUGUUGUGGAUAGUAUGUUGGGAGAAAUAGUUUUGCUUGGACUCCAGGGAGAAGGUGAUACCGUUGUACACUGA
Molecule: messenger RNA, 1761 nt
Organism: Naumovozyma castellii
Lineage: Eukaryota; Fungi; Ascomycota; Saccharomycetes; Saccharomycetales; Saccharomycetaceae
Gene: TAG1
Product: Tag1p
Exons: 1
Coding region: 1-1761 (586 amino acids)
Source: RefSeq, a predicted model, not a curated record